Camponotus floridanus (Florida carpenter ant) is the source of this 492-nucleotide messenger RNA. RefSeq lists its product as uncharacterized. Lineage: Eukaryota; Metazoa; Arthropoda; Insecta; Hymenoptera; Formicidae. The record is from RefSeq and is a predicted model, not a curated record. Gene Ontology annotation, molecular function: nucleic acid binding; zinc ion binding. The coding region runs from base 1 to 492 and encodes 163 amino acids. The transcript has a single exon.
AUGGAGAAGGGCCACGUAAAGGCCCAAUGCUGCGGCGACAAAGACCGCAGCAAAGAUUGUUACAGGUGCGGGGGCCCUGGACACAUAGCCCGGGAGUGCACGCUACAAGUGCACUGCCCGGUGUGUGCCGACAUGGGCAGGCCGGCGGACCACAGAGCCGGCUCCCGCAUCUGUAAAGCGCCCAAGAAAAAGAAGAUGGGGGAAGCUGCUAUACAGCCCCCCCAGAACAAGCAGGGCACCGGGAAGGCGAACUCCUCCAAGGAGGAGAAGAAGAAGAAACCUCUCAUCCUUCUUCAAAAAGAGUACAAGCGGGAGGAGGCACCUCCACUCCCCUCUACGUCAAACGAGGGGAUGAUGGAGGUGGAGCCUCUGGAACAGAGGAUUCCCAGGAGGAGGCAGGGCAAAACGCCCGAGGAAGUCCCUCCACCGAGUGACGGUGAGGGGGACAAUCAGAUGGAGGCAGAGUCGGAGGAACUUGACCGCCAAACUUAG